Saimiri boliviensis boliviensis (Bolivian squirrel monkey) is the source of this 967-nucleotide messenger RNA. The record is from RefSeq and is a predicted model, not a curated record. Lineage: Eukaryota; Metazoa; Chordata; Mammalia; Primates; Cebidae.
AGUGGCAGAGGCAAGUGGCGGCCAAGCGCAGGAGCAGGGGCAGGGGCAGGAGCGGGGGCGCAGGAGCGCCGGCCGGGAGCUCUCGCAAGGGGCGCACCGCAGCCAAGCCCGCAGAGGAGGAGCGCACCGGCGCGGCAUGGGCUGCGGACCUUCCCAAUCCGCUGAAGACCGGAGACGUGGCCCCACGCCCAGGAAGGGCUGGGAAGAGGGAUUCAAGGCUGAUGUCAGUGUGUCUCAUUCUGGGGAGAAUUGCAGCCCCCAGAUGGAAGCUGUUCUGACCAAGAAUACUGUGGACAUUGCAGAAGGCCUGGGACAAGUCCAGAUGGGAAGCUUACCUGGAACCAUUUUAGAAAAUUCUCCAUCUCCUAGUGAAAGAAACAGACGAGGAAAUUCAGACCUAGUGACCAGUGGGUUAAUCAAUAAACCCCAACCCCUAGAGAUUCGAGAGCGACAGAAGUCAUCAGAUAUCCUGGAGGAACUAAUUGUUCAAGGAAUAAUACAAAGCCACAGCAAAGUACUUAGAAAUGGAGAAUCAUAUGAUGUCAUGGUGAAUAUGACUGAGAAGCCAUUGAGAAAGCCACCUGCCAGGCUAAAAAAACUCAAGAUCAAAAAGCAAGAGAAGGAUUUUACCAUGAGUGACAUCGAGAAGAAGAUGGAGGUUGCCGAAGAGUGCAGGAAGCCUAAAGAAGAGGAAAUAAGAAAAAGGCUACAGAGUGACCGACUUUUGCCUUCAGCCAAUCAUUCAGAUUCAGCUAAACUAGGUGGGGCUGAGGUUGCAUUUGCCAAAGGACUUCAAAGGGUGAGGUGGGCUGGGUUUGAACCGUCUGACCUGCAGGGAGGAAAACCUUGCCAGAGGAAGAAGAGUAAAAGUGAUGCAACCAUGAGUGACAGAAAUGACAGUGAUGAAAGUUUUGGGGUCGUGGAGUCAGACAUGUCUUACAACCAAGCAGAUAACAUAGUCUACUAA